Molecule: messenger RNA, 7250 nt
Organism: Paramecium sonneborni
Lineage: Eukaryota; Ciliophora; Oligohymenophorea; Peniculida; Parameciidae
Source: the annotation of a GenBank genome assembly
AUGAAUAAAUUCAUCAUAUUUUCAUUGUUGCUGGUUUUAGCAAUGAGUCAAACCUAUAGUAUAACAUCUUGUACCUGUACAUAAUUGUUAUCAGAGGGGGAUUGUUUAAAAAAUACUUCACUUGGAUGCUCUUGGGAUAGCACAAAGAAAGCAUGUGCAGUUUCAACAGCUCCAGUCACACCAACAGUGACAUAUGCAGCAUAUUGUGAUACUUUUGCUGAAGCAGAUUGCCCAAAAGCUAAACCUUGUACAGAUUGUGGUAGUUACGCUGCUUGUGCCUGGGUUUAAGGCAAAUGCACAUACUUUACAGGAUGCACAGCCUUUGCAAAAACAACAGAUCCUGAAUGUUAGGCAAUUAGUAAUAGAUGUAUUACAGAUGGAACUCAUUGCGUUGAAAUUGAUGCUUGUAACUCAUACAAGAAACAACUUCCUUGUGUGAAAAAUCCUGCUGGAAGUUUGUGCUAUUGGGAUACAACUAAUAAUACUUGUAUAGAUGCUAAUACCUGUGAUAAAUUACCAAUAACAUUCGCAACAGAUAAAGAAUGCAGAGAUGUGAUAUCAACCUGCACAACAAAGACUGGAGGUGGUUGUGUAGAUAGUGGAAAUAAUUGUAGUGAUUAAGCAUUAGAAAUUCAAUGUGUUUGGAAUAAAUUAAGAUUAAUGGCAUGUUACUGGGAUGGAGCUGUAUGUAAAGACAGAAUUUGUGAUAGUGCACCAACAACAUUAACAACUGAUGAAACUUGCAAAUCCUUUAGAACUGAUGGAUCAUGUACAACAAAACCUAACGGAGGAUGUAUUACAAGAACAACUUGUGCAGCUGCAACUAUCUAAGCUGCUUGUAUUAAGAAUAAUACAGGUGGUGAUUGUUAUUGGACUGGAACUGCAUGUGUUGAUAAGAUAUGUACAAAUGCACCAACUACUAUGACAACUAAUUCAGCUUGUGCUGGAUUUGUUACAGGAUGUAUCACUAAAUAAGGUGGAGGUUGUGUUGCUAACGGAACAUGUUCAGCUGCAAAUGUCUAAGCAGCUUGUGUGAAAAAUUCUUAUGGAACUGAUUGUAUUUGGGAUACAAUAUGCAAAGAAAAGACCUGUGCAAAUGCACCAACUACUAAUAAUACUCAUGAAUUGUGUACAUCAUACUUAUCAAUUUGCACAGUUAAAGCAGGAGGUGGAUGCUAACCCAGAACUUGCUCAAAUGCUCCUACAACAAUAACAACUAAUGAUGCAUGCGAAGCAUAUUUACCAGGAAACAAAUGUAUAACAAAGACUUAAGGUGGGUGUGUACAAAACACCACAUGUGCUGCAAUAACCUUAGAAGCUGCUUGUGUAACCAAUUCAUCUGGAGCUACUUGUUUCUAUGAUGCUGCAAGUUCAAGCUGCAAAGAUAAAAUUUGUACUAAUGCCCCUUCAACUAGUAACACACAUGAUUUAUGUGUUGCAUUUUUACCUACUUGUACAGUAAAUUCCAGUAAUUCAGGUUGUGUAGAAAAAACAUGCGAAAAUUCAUUGGCAUAAAACACUUGUGAUAAAGAUUUGAAUAAUAAAAUUUGUAUUUGGAAAGCCAAAUGUUAUAAAAAAGAAUGUGUGUUAGCUUCAUCAACUACAGCAAGUCAUGCUGAUUGUUAAACAUAUGAUUCAAGUUGUACUUUGAGUAAUACUGGCUCUGGAUGUGUUCCUGUUCCCCUUAAAUGUGAAGCCAUUACAAUUGAAUCUGCUUGUAAUAUAAGAUUAUAAGUUACAAAUGGAUUAAAAUCAUACCCAGCUUGUGGUUGGAAUGGCACAUGUAUUGAUAAAGCAUGCUCCACUGCUCCUAAAACAAUAUAGACAACAAAUGAUUGCAAUAUUUAUAAAUCAGGUUGUGUUGCCAAUAAUCCUAAUAAUGGAUCUAUCUAAGGAUGUUAAGAUUUACCAUAAACUUGUGCAGCUAGAAAAUCAGUUGAAAAUUGUGAAAUUUCAAGAAGUAAUUUUCCAACAUGUUUAUGGAAUACAAUUUCAUCUACAUGUGUUGAAAAGUCUUGUACAACCGCUAGUUAAGCAGGAACAUCAGGUGUAUUAACUACUGGAUAAUUUACAUUUAAUGGUUGUUAAAAUUAUCUUCCCAGUUGCAUUUCAAACAAUAAUAAUGACGGAUGCAUUGCUAAACCUUCAAGUUGUUCAAAUUUAGUUUCACAAAAUUGUAAAAGAGAAUCAAAAGCAAAUGGAGAUUGUUAUUGGAAUGGAACUGGCUGUGUUGAUAGAAUAUGCACAAAUAUUGCAUUAACUUCUCAUUUAGAUUGUUAAGGUGAAUUGAAUACAUGCACAACAAAUAAUGCAAGAACAGUUUGUUAAAGUUUAGCCACAGCUUGUAAUUCUUAUGGAUCAGCUGAAAAUUGUCAAAAAACUUCUAAUGGAAAAAAUUGCAUAUGGAAUGGGACCGCUUGUAGAAAUGCAAUUUGUUCAGAUGCACCGGAUAGUUCCUCUUUUAAUACAGAUGCAUUGUGUUCAGCUUAUCCAACACCAAGUGAAACUUGUACAGUUAUAUAAAAAACUGGAAGAUAAGGAUGUGUGACAAGAUCAGCUAGUUGCAGUGACUAUAAAUCAUAAGCCUAAUGUUACAGAACCUUGACAGCUUCCUCAAAUGAUUGUACUUGGAAAUUAACUUACAGCAAGUGUUUCUCUAAUACAGAUCUUCAAGGUGCAUGCACAACUUUUAAAGGUACGAAGGCUUAAUGUGAAGAUAUAAAAUAAGGUUGCACUAAUACUGUUGAUGCUGUUGAAUCAAGUACUUGUGCGUUUUCUUGUGCUGUUAUAACUGGAUCAAGUCUAAAUCAUGGUGGUUGUUAAGGACAUCAUGCUACUUGUACUGCUAAUGCUGGUGGAACUGCAUGUAUUACAUUAUAAGCCGCUUGUGGUAGUUAUACAGCCUCAGGUGAUUGUAUAAGAAGAACUGAUGGUGCCAGAUGCCGUUGGAAUAGUAGCACUUGUGUAGAUUUCACUGCAGCAGAUUGUCCUACUAUUACAGGAUUGAGUAAUGCAACUAUUUAAUAGUGCCAAGUAUAUCAUAGUGGUUGCAUUGUUAAUGUUGCUAAAACUGCAUGUGUUGAAAAAAAAGCAGCUUGCAGUGGUUAUACUGCUCCAGCUGAUUGCGACCCUGAAACAUAUACAACUGGAGGUACAAAAUGUUUUAAUGGCAGUGGUACUUGUAGAGAUUUCGCUCCAGCAACUGAUUGUACUUUUUACCGUGAGACAACUCAUUCAGCAUGUUAAGCACAUCAUACAGGUUGUACUGUUAAUACUGGAAAUGAUACUUGUCUAGCAAUUGUAGCAACUUGUACUGGUAAUGCUAAUAGUUGUAAUACUUUUAAAAGUGAUGGCUCAAGAUGCUAUUUUGAUCUUACUUUGAAUAGUGGAGCCGGUGGCUGUGCUGAUUUCGCAGUAGCUGGUUGUAGUAGUAUUACAGGAUUAACUCUUGCAACUCAUGCAGAGUGUUAAGAAAUUGAUUCGACUUGCACUACUAAUACUGCUAGAAACGCAUGCUAAGAAUUAAAAGCAGCUUGUAGUGGCUAUGCUGCUUCAAGUGCUUGUACUUAUAAAUAAGGUGGUGCAAGAUGCUUUUGGGAUACUACCCCUGAUCCUGCUGUUUGUGUUGAUUUUGCAGUAGCCAAUUGUGCUUCUGUUACAGGAUUAACAAAUGCAACUCAUUUAGAUUGUUAAGAAUAUCAUAUUGGUUGUACUGUUAAUGUUGCUAGAAAUGCAUGCUAAGAAUAAAAAGCGGCUUGUAGUGGAUAUGUUUAAGCUACUUGUACUCUUACAACUAGUGCUUCAGCAUGUUAUUGGAAUGGCAGUGCUUGUGUAGAUUUCACCACAUGUGAAGCAAUUACAGGUUCAAAUCUCACUUGGAGUACUUGUUAAGGUUAUAAUUAUUCAUGUAGUGUAAAAAGAGAUGGCACUGGUUGUGUAACAAAAUAAGCUCAAUGUUCAGGAUAUACAAUUAUGGCAAGUUGUUAUAGAUCAACUGCUGGAUAUUGUACUGCUAAUAGUAAUGAUAGCUAAUGUCAAGCUAUAACAGAUUCAACUACAUGUGAAGCAAUAAAAUUAGGUUCAUCAUUUAGUUUUGAUGAAACAAAAUGCAAUGAAUUUAAAACUGGUUGCAAAGCUUAAAGUACAACAGGAUGUAGAACUAAGACAUGCACUGAUAAAACAACACCUUUUGACCAUGAUUCUUGUAAUGCUUGGUUGAGUACUUGUACUUCUAAUUUGGUUAGUUCACCUACUGCAUGCAUAACUUUGCCUGCCACAUGCGCCAGCUUAAAUCAAACAACAUGCAUUUGGGCAGUUGAAGGUUAAUGUGUAAUUUAAGGAACAUCUUGUGUCAAAAAGACUUGUGAUACAGCUCCUUCCACUUUGACCGAUAAUAGUGAUUGUGAUGAAUAUCUAUCAACAUGUACAGUUGCCAGAGAAGGAGGUUGCUAAGCAAGAGCUGCUUGCUCCACUUAUAAAUCAAGUCAUUAAUGUAAAUUCAAUACAAGUGGUGGAAGAUGUUUCUGGAAUUUAACUAAUAAGACAUGUGUUGAUUUUACUUGUGGUAAUAUUGAAGCUACAUCAUUAUACGAUACUCAUGAUAAAUGUGUAGCAGUUGAUUCAACAUGCACAGUAAGAGUUUAAAAUGGAGCUGCUUAAGGUUGUAUGACUAGAGGAUCCUGCAGUUCUUAUUCAAUCUCAGAUUAAUGCCGAACAAAUGCAAGUGGUGGUCUUUGUGUUUGGAUCAAUGUUUCUAACUAAGAUGUAUGUUAAGAUAAAUCAUGCACUACUGCCCCAACUUCAACAGCAACAGACGCUGAUUGCGAUACCUAUUUUCCUACUAGUACCAUAAAAUGCACAGUAGCAGCAAAAACAAAUCCAAAUGGUGGUGAAGCAAUCCGAGAAGGUUGCCAAUAGAGAGCAGCUUGUAAUACUUAUAUUCAUGAAGACUAAUGUAGGUUGAAUGCUACUGGAGAUGCUUGUGGAUGGAAUGGUACUUAAUGUGCAGAUAAGUCAUGUGCUACUGCACCUGCAAGUGCUUUGUAUGAUGAUAAUGAUAAAUGCAGAUUAUAUUUCAAUAAUAAAUGUACAGUUGCAGAGUCAGGAUAAGGAUGUGUUGAUAUCCCAGACACAUGUGAAACUAUGGUAGAAAAGUAAUGUGUUUCUGAUAAGUCUGGUAGAUUAUGUUAUUGGAAUGGAACAGGUUGUGUAACAAGAUCUUGUGAAAAUGCUCCAGAAGCAACAUCUAGUCCAGAACAAUGUCAUGAUCAUUUGGCUGGAUGCACUCUAGAUACAGUAAAAUGUAAGACUAAGAUUUGUGAAGAUUUUGCUUUCGCCACAGAUGCACUAUGCAAAUAAGCAUUAAGCUCAUGUACUACAAAUGGAACAAAUUGUGUAACUAGAGGAACUUGCUUCUAAGCUUAGAGCUAGGCUGGUUGUGUUACUUCAUCCACAAAUCAAUAAUGUGAAUGGAUGCCAGCUGUGGGAACUAAUUAAGCAUAUUGUACAAUAAAGACAUGUAAUACUGCCCCAGUUACUUUAACUUCUGAAGCAGCUUGUGCAGGUUAUUACAUUAAUUGUACUACCAAGAAUGGUGGUGGAUGUGUUACUAAAUCUACUUGUUCAGCUGUUAAUAUUGAUACUGCUUGUACAACUGCUCUUAAUGGAACCCUUUGUGCUUGGGAUAGUACAUUAAAUAAAUGCAGAGAUAAAGAUUGCUAAGAUUUCAGUGGAACUACUCAUGCUGCUUGUUAAGGCUAAAGAGCAGGAUGUACUGCUGGAGCUAAUGGUAAAUGUGCCAGAGUUUAAAAUUGUGAAUAAACUACAAUUAGAAGUGCUUGCAUUGAAGGAACAAAUGGACCAUGUUUGUGGAUUAAUGAUUUCGUUAAUACAGAUGGAUCUCGAGGAGCUUGUUUCAGAUAUACAUCAUGUAAAAGCUUAUCUUGGAAUUCUGAUACAUAGUGUAAAUUGAUUAGUAAUUAAUGUACAACAAAUGGAUCUAAUUGUGUUGGAAUUACUUUAUGUUCUGAAACCAACACUGAUGGUGGAUGUGUAACAGGAUAUGAUGGAGCUUGUAUUCAAUCAGUACCAGCCUUGAAUUCCUCAGAUCCAAAGGUUUGUAAACCAUAUACAUCAUGUGCUGAUGCAUUCUACACAACUCAUUCAGAUUGUUAAAUCGCUAGUAAUAAGUGUACAACAAAUGGAACUACUGGAUGUGUUGCCUUAGGUGCUUGUUCAUAAUAUACUUCAUAAGCAGGAUGUUAUAUUAAUGAUAAAGGAGUUACUUAUACAUCUGGAGGCAUUACUUCAACUGGUAUUUGUACAUGGGAUGCUACAGCUAGUACUUGCAGAGAUUAAUCAUGUGCUGAUUUGACUGGUACAACACAUGCAACAUGUUCCUCAUAUUUAUCAACAUGUACAUCGGAUGGAACAACUUGUUUACUCAAAGGAACAUGCUCAUCAUACACAUCUUAGACUGCCUGUACAACUGCUGUUGGAUCUGAUGGAAGCUGUUAUUGGGAACUUGCAUCUGCUACAAAUAAUAAUACUGCUAAAUGUAGAUUAUUAACUUGUACUGAUAUUCAAAAUGGUACAGCAACCAAUGUUUGUUCAGUAGCUUUGUCAUCAUGUGUUUCAAAUGGUAUUGCUUGCAUUCCAAAAGCUAAUUGUUCAACCUAUACAACUAAAACAGCAUGCAACUCAGGUGGAUUAGAUGGUAUUUGUGUUUUCACUUAAUCAACUGCUACAGGAGCUACAGCUGGUACUGGAACUUGCGCAUUAAUGACAGCAUGUACCACUGCUAAUAAUGAUUAAGUUGCUUGUUAAGCUGCUAGAGAUAGGUGUUCAUGGGCUCCAGCUUCAGGUACUGGAACAACUGCUGUCCCCAGUAAAUGUACCACUCACACUUGUGCUACUAAUUAAGCAACUAAUGGAGCUUGUACAAGAUUCUUAAAUUGGGAUAAAAAGACUUAAUAAAUUUGCACUCUCCUUAAUGGAACAUGCUCAGCCUCAGAUCCAUCAACUUUGUCAUCUAAUGAUUGUUUCUUGGUUUCUGGAUAUACAUAUACAUGGAAUGCAUCAACAAGCAAAUGUGGAGUUUGCACUGCAGUUGUAGUUUAACCUAAUAAUACAAACAACAAUACAACUACUACAAAUGGAACAACAACAACUGAUUCAGGAUAUAUUCUUGGAUUAUCAACAGUUCUUUUAGGAUAUCUCAUGUUCUGAUGAGAAUGAUUUUUACAUUUAUA